This is a messenger RNA of Lineus longissimus, 8128 nucleotides long. Its product is annotated as 5'-AMP-activated protein kinase subunit gamma-2-like. The record is from RefSeq and is a predicted model, not a curated record. Gene Ontology annotation, cellular component: cytoplasm; nucleus; nucleotide-activated protein kinase complex. Gene Ontology annotation, molecular function: protein kinase regulator activity; AMP binding; protein kinase binding. The transcript has 18 exons. Lineage: Eukaryota; Metazoa; Nemertea; Pilidiophora; Heteronemertea; Lineidae. Gene Ontology annotation, biological process: regulation of catalytic activity; protein phosphorylation. Bases 412 to 3171 code for a protein of 919 amino acids.
CUAAGUUAGACUUUGAUCUUAGCUCUAGUGUCAUAUGCUCUAUUCUGAAUGGAUUAUUCGUGAGUGAAGGUUAAAUAAUUGGAUAAUCUGUGCUAUGAUAUGUGCCUUAUUUCAAAUCUCGUUAAAGUCAGGGGGUCAAACUGUGAAAUGGCUAUAAAAAAUCCAGCACUUUACUUUAAAUAACUUUGAAUAUAACAGUGCCUUACUAGAUUGGAUGUAUUCUUGGAAUACGGAAAUAUUGGAGAAAGUUCUUGACCCUAGUUUCUUAACUUACGAUAUCUCAAAAAUCGAUUGCAGCAAUGGACAUGGCAUGCUCAGUUUAAUACAAGUGCCUUAACAGUUCUUGCCAAAUAAGGAUUGACACUCUAGGAAUACUAAACAGAAGAAUAGACUCAACUGUCUGAAACCAAGAUGUCUUCUGAAAUGAACAGUACAGGAAGCGCCUCUCCCCACUUAAUCCGAUCGCCAAAGAUCUUCCGAGCGUUUUCAAAGGAGAAGAAGACAGCAGAAACGAAUGGGGCUCAUCACUCAUCGUCAUUGACUCGAUCCACACAUGCGUUGCCUAAAGCGAAUGGAUCGCAAUCACCAGCCGCAAAAAUCUUCCGAGCUUUGAAAAUAGGGCACGAGAGACCAAAAUCGGAGGUUCUUGCUAAAAGUCCGGUGAAUCGUUCGAUUUCUAAUGAUAUCAUCGAAAGGCGGAGUCCUUUUUCAUCCCCAAAACUCUUCCGUGCUUCGAAAAUGGGUGGUGAGAGGCCAAAAUCGGAGAUUUAUGCUAAAAGUCCUGUGAGUCGAUCUAUCUCGAAUGAUAUCAUCGAAAGUCGUAGUCCAUGUUCGUCCCCGACUGUUGUACGAUCCGGCGGAUUUCUCUCACCUAAACUAGUGCGGUCACAGCCUCACUCUAGUCAGAGUAAACCGUCACCUAUUCCGCUCAACAGGCCCCAGCGAUCGAUUAAGGAACCUUUGAAUUCACCGGUGUUAAUUCGGUCACCGUCCGGAUCAUUUUCGCCAGUGCUUGUUCGAGCGAAUCACGGGAGUAAUUCACCAAUGCUGGUCAGGGCAAGGAACGAUAACUACUCUCCUGUGUUGAUGGUCAAGGCGCCCAGGAAGAUUGUCAGAGAUGAUUCGGAUAAAUCCAUGGACCUCAGUUCUUUCGCCAUGCCGUUACUUGAGUCGGACACGCAGCAGGAGCAUCAUGCAGUAAGUUACGAUGACGGUGGCUACCGACAACGCUCAAAUUCCGGCGGAAGCGGAAUAAAAAACUUCGUACGGCCGAAAAUACGGACACGCCACAAAUCUCAGGAUGAGAUGCAGAACCAGGACUUCGUAAAGGCGCGUUCACCCGGAAAAGUUAAAAGUUUAUUUGAUAGUUUCCGGACAAAAAGUAAAGACGGUCCUAAGGUUAAGAAAAAGGGUUCGACGAAUGACCCGGUUGGGCGUCCGAUAUCAAAUCCUGUUGAAGCGUCCCCUCGGCCUCGCUCUGGUUCUUGGGGCAAACGGAAUAACAAUGGCUACCAAAGUGGCCCAAGUUCUCCAUCACCGAUUCCUGCGGGAAUGCAGUAUCCGGAUUUCCCAUACUCGUCUUCACCAAAAAGCCCGACCCCUAUGAGUCAGAUUUUAGAGGGACAGGCGGUGUUGCACAGGCAAACAACGUCUCAACGCCAAGGCCACAGUUCUGGUGGCAGCGACAAGAGUAACGAAAGCUCACGGAGCCCUGCGCUGAAACUUUCACUCGGGAAAUUGGAUAAUACUUAUCCUCCGGGGCAUGGACAAUCGUCACCUGGCAUGCAUCUGCAUGGUAGGUGUAGUUUCCCACCUGGGUCUUGCUCACCAGUGACAAUGCGGCCGCGAUCUAGUACGAUAGGGAGUGUUUCAGAUCCUCAUCGACCGAAAGUGUUCCAGUUUCCUAGCGUACCGUAUCAAGCCAGUCCACCCUUAUCUCCUCUUGGGUUUGCCCAGUUCAGUCGGAGUUUGGACUCUAGUCCUAGGAACCGGGAUAGUCCACACAACUAUAUCAUUUAUAAGGACCAUGGACGGGUUGCCAGUCUUGAAAAUGACCUGGAGCGCAUGGAAAUUGAAGAUCUUGAUGAUGAAGAUUCCAUAUUUGCCAAAUUCAUGAAAAUCCACAAGUGCUAUGACCUCAUCCCCACGAGUUCAAAACUCGUUGUGUUUGACACGCAGUUAAAUGUAAAAAAGGCUUUCUUUGCUCUGGUCUACAACGGUGUUCGGGCGGCGCCACUCUGGGAUAGUGCCAAACAAGAUUUUAUAGGGAUGUUAACCAUCACCGAUUUUAUCAACAUUCUACAGAAGUAUUACAAGUCUCCCAUGGGUGUGAAUGAUUCGCCAGCCAGCAUGGCACGCAACCUCAAGGUUAAAAUGGACGAACUAGAAGAACACAAGAUUCAGACAUGGAGAGAGGUGCUAAAGGACCACAUGAAACCAUUCAUCUACAUCAACCCCGAGGCUAGCCUGUACAGCGCCAUCAAAACGCUGAUUCACAAAAAGGUGCAUCGACUGCCGGUCAUCGACAAGUCAACGGGAAACGCCCUCUAUGUUCUAACACACAAACGAAUUCUGAGAUUUUUAUACCUAUAUAUGCACGAAUUACCCAAGCCAGCCUUCAUGAAGAAAACGCUCAAGGAGCUGAACAUAGGCACAUAUGAAAACAUUGCCACGACGACUCCUGAAACGCCAGUGAUUACAGCGCUGCACAAGUUUGUUGAACGACGGGUAUCAGCCUUGCCUGUGAUAAAAGAUGGAAAAGUAGUCGACAUAUAUGCAAAGUUUGACACUAUUGCAUUGGCAGCAGAGAAGACCUACAACAACCUUGAUAUCACCAUCAACCAGGCGUUACAACAUAGAAGCAAAGAAUUCGAAGGUGUUGUGAAGUGUCAUACGACUGAGUCAUUCGCCAGUGUCAUGGAGCGUCUGGUGAAAGCCGAGGUCCAUCGGUUGGUGAUCGUCAACGAACAGGACGCCGUCGAGGGAAUCGUGUCGCUCUCAGAUAUAUUAUCAUUCUUAGUACUAAAACCGUCGGAUGGCGCCGAAGACCCAGAAACAGAUGCAGUGAUACGAAAGGUGUCGCUAAGCGUCCGGCCAAACCUUGCUACUUUGGACGAAGAUCCAAAAUGGAUGCCGGUAUUCAGAGGUGAAGAGCAGGAAGUCCAGACAUGACGACUGCCAACAGAGAUGCCACGGAUGAACGUACCUUAACCAUAUACAAUGACAUCCCAUAACAGGCCACGUCAGAUGAUAAGCUGAUGUGGAUAGGGAUGCCUAGAUUUGAGGUUGAAAACCACGAUCGAACCUUGAGUCCUAAUCAGUGGAUACGAUUCUAUUACGAGGACUUGCAAGAUGUACCUCUGCUACGUUGUGUAGCUCUCGAUGGAUACAAAUCUUUUACGAGGACUGUACCACAGACCUAUUUUGUGUAGCUGUGGUAUUUUGCAAGAUUUACCUGUGAAACUUGGCGCACCGGUCGCAUUUGAUUCAUCGAUUACGCACUAUUUACAGACUGUGUGAAUGAACGAGUAGUGAAAGAUGUACCUUGACCGCAGUGAUGGAUGAGCUAAGGCCACGUCUUUGGCUAUCAAGAUGUACCACAGACGCGGACGUGGAGCAUGAUGCCCGUCCGAGAUGAGAGGAAUACUAGAUAUCAGGAUUGUAGGGUAGUCAUUUGACUAGAUGGUAGUCAUAUGAUCAAAUGAAGUCGAGAUAGGAUAAGUGGUCAGAAUCCGACUCCUGUCUUAACGUGGGUAGUUGUAAAUAGUGGAAUAUUUUGCAUGGAGAGGUAUAUUUUGUAAAUUGGCAAAAAGUGUAUGUUUCAUAUGAUGAUAAGGAAGGAAGACAAUUCAAAUUCGGAAUGAUAAAAAGUGAUUAUUAUCCUGGGUAUGCCCAUUGACUGUAAGUGAUGGGUUGUAUGGCUUACACCCAGACAGUCAUCUAGGAACACUCUCCGAUGACUGAGGGACUCAAAUGUACAGACAAUAGUAGAGUGCAGACACUGAACAUUUUAAUUUUUUUAGCUUUGUAAAUACGUUCGAACCUGGUGUUUAUUCCUUAGUCAGGGGAUUGGAAUUUAGAAUUGACAAUCGUCAGAGGUGCCGGAGGUCACACUAAAAUCCUCUGUAGAUGAUAGUAUGAAAAUCUAUCCACAGACGUUUAAACUCAAUUCAAAACAACCUCCUCUCUCGAAAUCUUGGUUACGACUAUGGUUUUCGUGGUGUAGUAGAGAGACAUUGAAUCGGACAUUUUAACCAGUGUUGAGACUGGAUCAGACUUGAACAGGGUGAUUUGGACAAUCUACACAUUCUUUGCUUUCAAAUUCAAAAUUUGCAUGUACUACCUGGAUGUGGUACACGGGAACUAAGGGACGAUGAACUACAGAGUAUUUGGAGUUUGACUAUGAGUGCAUGGGCAUUUGUACGCCAGUAAACAGAAAGUGUUCAGAAUUGAUGCGUUAAAAAUUGAUCACUUUCAAAAAGUGUUUUCCAUUUGUGCCAUGCAGUGGGGAGACAGACUAGAAUGCCAUUUGGCGUUUCUGUUAGGAUUAUUUGCGGUGCCGGAAUAGGUGUAAAAUGCCAUGGGGGAUUUGGCAGAAUACUACCUGAUAUCAGUGUGGGUACAGUGGUUUGGCCUACAAAUUGGACUUGGGUUUUUACUUUUGGUUAUUUCCUUGCCAGUUUUGGGAGCUCCAAAGUUUGUCAACAAACAUGUCGCAGAUAUCAUACCUUGUGCAGGACAGAUUUCUUCAAGUGUAAAUCAGAAGACUUGUAGUGAAUUUUUCUUGAAUAUGGGGUUAAGUAAGCAGUGAUGUGUUUUGAUGAGUUUUCAGCCAUAUGGUUGAAAUAAUUUACUGGAUAGCAGUAAUGGGAAAAGAAUACAUGUAAAAAUAUAUAUACUCAGUACAUGAAAUGUACAUGACAUGUACAUAGGUAUCUCUUGUACAUAGGUGAGCUAAAUUCAGGUGUCAUUCAAACAAAAUCACUCAAGCUGCAGACUAAUCCUAAAUUAGUCCAUUUGACACACAUAGAAGAUGCAUGAACGCAGAUAAACUGUGAACAUGUACAAAUUGGUCGAUUUGGGAUUUGUGUGCGGUUAGUUCUAGAUAUAUAUUAGUAAAAGAGUGUGGUAUCUUAGUACGCAGUGCUAGUAAAUGUAAUUAAUUAGCUGCAAAAGAGUCUGGUUGGGCAGGGUAAGUGACAGAAGUACUCACCUUUCACUUUUAUAAGAUCAAUAGAAAAUGUUUUUCGGCCCUCUUCAUUGAUUUUCAACAUGAAUAAAUUGGGUUAAGAUUAUUACCAGGCCAAAUGUUCAUGUGGAAUCAACCAACUAUAAGGGUGGUGGUCACCAAUGCACUACUGUUCAUACCAGUGGAGGGGGUGUUCAUGCCUUAAAUUGACUGACCUUAUAAAGGUGGAAAGGGAGUACAGGGUCCUGUUUUCGAAAGAAGUUUGUCACUUACUUUGUGUUUACUUUACCUUUGUGGUCAAGGUGCACUUUCUCGUCGAUUUUCAAAGUGCUGAUUGAAAUUUUUUAAGUUGAAUCUGGGAGGUAUAUGGCUCCGAAACUGAUGCUGUAUGUGUCCAAUAGUUGACUGCAGUGUCUCCAUCUGACAUUGACCAAAAGAACGAAACUAGUUCCGAUUUUAUCUGGCACUUGUACUAGUGUAAACAACUGCUAUUGGUAUUGUGUUAUGAUCCAAGAUCAAAUAUGAUAGGCGACGCUCAAUCAGAACAUCUGCCCAGGUGAAUCUACAAAUGCGCGCUCAUCUAUCACCAAAUCUGAACUUAAAUGACUCUCUCUGUCAAUAGACUGCCUGUAAUGAAAUGUUGGAUGAUUGAAGUGAUGGGGUUCUUAAUCGUGGUUCAUGUUUCCUUGUAAUAUUCAUGAUUUUCUUAAACAAAGUCUGCAUAUUGGCUGCGACAAUAAGUCACAUCUACUAAACAUGUUCAACAGAAAUUUCAAGGAGUACUAUGUAAUUCGGAAAGAAAGUGCCACUCUUGACCUCAAUGUACUAAAUGGGCUGUACAGUUCAACAUGUUGGUAAUUUCUUUAUUGGUUAAACAGUGCUUUUUCUGUGCACAUGAGAUAUGGCAUCUCAACUUGAUCAUUCUGUACAUUUGUAUAGCUUCCUGUACAUCAGUGUUAGUUGAUUUCAACCUCGGGGAAAACUUGGGGUUUGAGGUCCUUGUUCUGUUAGGCUGUUAUUCAAUUUCUUGUCAUCCUGUGAGAUAUUUUGAGGCAGUUGUAAUAAAGUUCGCUUUUGAGUUCAAAAUUUGCUGGGGACUUUGUAAAGUGUGAAAUUUUUAUUUUGGCGGCCUACGGGUUAAAUUCAAGAUGGCGUCCCAAGAUGGCCACCAUCGCACAUAAUUGGCCAUAACUCGCCACAUUUUUGAUGAGUAUGGAGAGAAAAAAUGCCUUUUUUCCUGAUAUUAGGUUGUGUGAUUAGUAGACCGGUGAAUAUGUUUGGCUAUUAGUUAAUCAUAGAUUUAAAGGGGCAUUAUGUUCUGCCAAGAGUAAUUUUUGUAAUUUAAUUUUGUGAAAUAGUGAUUUAUAUGUAAAAUGUACAUAAGUGUACAAGUUUACAUUAACUAGUUACCACGGUUAUAGAAAUGUAAAUAGAAAGUGUAAAUAUCUCUGCCGACAUGGGUGGGGACUACAUAUUGUAUAAUGGGACUUUAGAAUAUUGUAGGAAAUUUGGACUUGAGUAUUUUAGAAAAUACUGCUAGAUUUAUUUUUCAGUCCAGGUGUAAAUAGCAUUCAUGUUAAUGUGCAUUGUUUGUUUGUUUGUUGUGUUGUUAUGGCGAUGGGGAAUCGUUUAGACAGUUCACGGCACCUGGAUGGGAUCUUGUUAAAACAGUUUCAUACUUGUCGCAAAUUAUGACAGUUUUCACCUCGAAGUUGGGCGACUCAGAAUUGGCAUGUCCAAUAUAAAACUCUAUUUUGAAUACCAACUGCCAACAUGCUAAACAAACGGAGAAAUGGACUGGGACUGGAAGUAGCUGUUACAUCAAAUUCAUUAAAGAGUGGCAGUGGGUGUCACUUGCACAGUCCACCUCUGGAGGUAACCCCUGUUCAUCUUUCUAUCUGUCAAAGCCUGAUUGUCUCGACAGAGACUGAAUGAGAUAAUCAGUAUUUCCUGUCUGUCAUGGGAUGUUUCAUUAGAUGUAAGAGCAAAAUUUGUGUUUCACCCUUGUGAGCUGUGGUGAGAUCUAAAGCAAUUCAAUGGGUUCAACCCAUUCUCAACAGAUCAGUACUAAGUGUGCUGUGACUUUUGACCAUAUGACAAGCAGAAAAUUGCGAGAUGAUGCAUUCCAUAAAGGCUUCGCAAUACCCAUCAUCUCAUAUUGGCCCUCUACCAGCCUGAUUGGGAACUGAUCUACUUUCAAUGUUCAAACCCUUUAACUGCUGUCUGUCUAACUCAGGGAUUACCUGCCGGCUACAUCUCAACUUAACAUAUUCUAUAGUAACCUUGCCCUUAAUAUACAUUGGUAGGCCGACCACUAUUUUGGAUUUAAGAUGACUUUGGUAAUUUUUUUACUGUCAGCAGUUGUCCUGCAUUUCUGAAAUUAUUCAAGUGCAUGUGCAGUAAUAUGAAUUUCUAACAAGUGCUUCUAUUCUUACAACCCACAGUUAUGCAAAGUCAAGGGUAAUUCGUAUCAAUAUUAUAUCAGUAUGUAAAGCCUUGUUUGGAGAAUAUGUUAGAAGUGCUGUAAGCCCCCAUUUCAUUUGGAGUUAAAGGUGAAAAAAGUCUAUAUUUUACUGGCAGAAUUCAGUAAAGGUGUUCCCCUUCUGAAUAUUUCUGCCAUAUUCUUUGCCUGAUUUAUCAAAAGCACUAUGCUCAUUUUAUAAACCACUAGAAUUGCCUUUUAGAAAGAUAUGGUGGUUGAACCUCCCAUGUUAAUGCCUGUAGUACAGGAUCAACUUUUCAUUCCAUUUUCUGAAAAUGCAGAUUCAGGGCUUGUAGCUUUAAAGUAUGGCCCAUGAUAGGCAUAUUCAGAAAAUUGGAUGAAUGUUUCAUCACAUACCUAUUCCAUUUGAAGAACUAUUGCCCAGGCGUCUUUGUCUGGGUUGCUUGUUAUGAUAAUCUUCAAUCAAAGAAAUAAAACCUGUAGCUUUGCAAUAGAAA